AUGGCCAACCCCCAAAAGACCUACUUCCUUCCCCCCUCCUGGGACUACCACCCAUCCGGCCCCAUCCAACUCGGCAACCUAAUUCUCUCGCCCUCUGAUCCGGCGGACGCCCUCAACGGCCCGACCUGCCCGCGCCCCCUUCCCGAAUCCCUCUUCCCCCCCGUCCCCAAAACCAACGAAACCUGGUCCACCACUACCACCACCACCCAACGCUACGGCAUCUUCACGGAGCUCCUCGCGCCGGUCCUCGGACUCGGCGCCAACACCGCCGUCGACCACACCGCCCGCGGUACCAGCACCUUCCGCUUCGCAGAAUCCGAAACGCGCGAGUUCGCGCCCACCCCGGACUUCGUGCGUGCCUGCCUGGCUGCGUCGCCCGACGCGCUGGAAGUGCUCGCGCACGCGCGCUUCCGCAACCCCUUGUACAUGGUGACUGCGGUGAAGGUGGUGCGCGGGGCGCAGGUGGAGGUGGGAAGGGUGCGGGAGGGUGGAGUUGAGUUCAAGGUGGGUGUGGACGCGACGAUGCUGGGCGCGCCGGUGACUCUGGGCCCCGAGGUCAAUGUUGUGCGAGGCAGGGAAGAGAGCGCGGCGUUUGACGCCGCGGGGGAGUUUGUUUUCGCCUUUCGGCUGAGGAAGAUUGUCGUGCGGCGAAGGACGGGGCAGGUCUUGAGGACAGAGCCGUUCAUAUCGGGCGCAAUGUACGACGCCGAGCGUCCGGCGGAGGUUGAGAAGUUUGUGGUGGAUGAGGAAGCUUGCCAGGAGCUGUCUGUCGAGGAGGGGGAUGCCUGGGAGACCGUGGUCGGGGAUGGCGAAGAGGUGGUUUACGUUAGGCCGACAGAGAAGGGUUAUUGA
Messenger RNA from Dichotomopilus funicola, 852 nucleotides. RefSeq lists its product as uncharacterized. The transcript has a single exon. The record is from RefSeq and is a predicted model, not a curated record. The coding region runs from base 1 to 852 and encodes 283 amino acids. Lineage: Eukaryota; Fungi; Ascomycota; Sordariomycetes; Sordariales; Chaetomiaceae.